ACUAACAAGUCGAGCAAAAACGCGAGCAGUUGUUGCUCUUGGUACCUUGGUAUUUGUACCUAUACCAUCAGACGAGGGGCAGUUUCUUUUAUAUCUCGUAAUUCUUUGUUCGUCGCCGCCUUCCUCAUCAUUGCAUUAGUGGAUGCGUUUCUGUGACCAUUACGGAGCCCAAGAGUCAUCGAGAACCAGAACAAGUGUAGCGACCUGUGUAGCAGACUGAAAGGUCGUGAGAGGCGGCUGCAGCCCGAGUUACGCCGAGGAGGCUUCCGCCAUUGUCUCGAGAGGUCGGGGCGGGUCGAGCACUCACAGAAUCCCUUCUUCAUUGCAUUAGCGUGAAGCCUGACGAAGAUGGGCGACAAACACACAGAAGCCACAGUUUUUGCCGCCUUAGUUGUAGGCGCUGUGGCCAAAUUGGCUUUUGGUUCAAUAACGAGGAGGAACAGACGACGCAUGAUGGUGCACGUUGGCAGGGUUACGCAGUUAAAUUGUUACCCCGUGAAAUCCUGCCGCGGGACUUCUGUGGACAGCGGUUACUGCACAGCAGUUGGAUUGCAGAUUGGAAAAGUGACAGACAGGCACUGGCUGGUUGCACGAUCAAAUGGCGACUUCAUCACUCAACGGCAAUCAUUAAGAAUGGCCCUUGUUCAGGUUACCAUUAAUGAAAAUGACUUGACCUUCAAUGCUCCUGGAAUGCCAGCUUUGACCAUCCCUGUUGAUAUGGUUCCAGACAGGUCAAAGGUCACCAAAUGCAGGGUUUGGGAGGACAGAUUGGAAGGAAUGGACUGUGGAGAUGAUGCUGCUUUCUGGUUUUCAACUUUUCUUCAAAUGCCAAACCUGCGUUUGCUGUUCUCUGCACCAGGACUUCAGCGUCGAGAACUUACCUGGACCAACAAGCCAUGGGGAAAUCCUGCUUUACCUGGUGAUCAGUCUGUAUUUAGUGACUAUUGCGGUUACCUGGUGGCAACCGAGGAAUCCCUGGCAUUUGUCAAUGACCAUUUAAAAAGUCCAGUGCCCAUGAAACGUUUUCGACCAUCCAUUGUGAUUUCUGGUAGUCCGGCAUUUGAUGAGGACAAUUGGCAGGAGAUUCAGAUUGGUGGAUCAGCUACUUUCAGAAUGCUGGAUCCAUGUACCAGGUGUAUUAUGACAACUAUAGAUGAGGACCUCGCAGAACGGGACCCUAACUCGGAGCCUCUGGAAACAUUGAGAACUCUGCGUUGCUUUCCUGAGUACGGCAAAGCCCCAUUGUUUGGAGUUAAUGCAACCAUAGAUAUCCCUGGUGUGAUCAGAGUUGGAGACCCUGUGUAUGCCCUUCGAAAGUGAAACAGGUGAACUUGUUGGAGAGACAGAGUAUUGGUAAUGGAAAUACAUUUUUAAGUUAGAGAAAGACAAUAUUUUGGCUGUGGGGAUUCUUUUGCUCUAGAUAUGAUGUUGAGGUUAUGCCAAAGAUAAUUAACUUCAGCAUACACAUCUACAAAAAUGUUGUACAUCACAUGAUAACAUUAACCUGAUUUCACACCCUGUACUGCUUAAAAAAUGUUAUCUACUCCUAAUUGUUACAGACGGAGGAAAAGAGAAAUGUUAAACUAAUAUACAGACAUCUUAAAA
This is a messenger RNA of Pomacea canaliculata, 1605 nucleotides long. Its product is annotated as mitochondrial amidoxime-reducing component 1-like. Gene Ontology annotation, molecular function: catalytic activity; molybdenum ion binding; pyridoxal phosphate binding. The transcript is spliced from 8 exons. NCBI's taxonomy places the organism in Eukaryota, Metazoa, Mollusca, Gastropoda, Architaenioglossa, Ampullariidae. The record is from RefSeq and is a predicted model, not a curated record. The coding region runs from base 349 to 1320 and encodes 323 amino acids.